AUGCGCUUCUGCGUUAUUGACGCAUGCUUCUGUACUUUAAGAUUCAACACUGGAGUAAAAAGCACAGUCGGUAACAUUAUUUCUGCAAGAGAGACUCCAUUUGCAAGCGAAAUACGGAGUAUCAUUUCUCCCGCGUCAUUUUCCGUUGCUGCAUUCAAUUCAUUCGUUAUCUUGUUGUUGCAAAGGUGCCCUCACUCCGCUACAUGGGCUGCGCUGUUGUAUGCUAUUGUUACCCUUAUUGAUAACUUGAACUACCCAACGUUUACAACGCCUCUUGGCAUCUUUGUUAAAAAACUUAUGGCGAGUAAUUUCGCCAUGCUUAUGAUCAGCGUCAUUUUGGAGAGCUUUAUUUGA
Molecule: messenger RNA, 354 nt
Organism: Trypanosoma brucei brucei TREU927
Lineage: Eukaryota; Euglenozoa; Kinetoplastea; Trypanosomatida; Trypanosomatidae
Exons: 1
Coding region: 1-354 (117 amino acids)
Source: RefSeq, a predicted model, not a curated record